UUGUUGGGGCUCCUGUUGGCGAGUGACUCGGUGCGCACGUGUCCGGGGGCGAUCGUAUCGGAGACCGUACGUUUUAAGACUUUGUUCUUAAGACGCGUUUCGCAAUGUUGACGUCGAUUUGAACGCGAAUCGAGCGCAGCAGCAAUAACAACAACCGCUCGCUAUCGCUUAUACAAUGGGUAGUUAACAAAUCAUCAAAUCGAGUAUAUCACACGUCAAUCAGAUCGACCAAGAAUGUUUUGCUGGGAGUCCUUAACCCGGAUUUUUGAAGAUGUAAUGAUGUCGAGGAAUAUAAGGUAAAAUGCCGAAAAAAAUUCGCGUGGCAAAAAUCCCGGUUAGUUCGCCGUGGUUGGAAAAGUGGUCUAGAUGUCAAACGGAUGUGAGAGUGCCGGAAGCUUGUUUACAACAAACUCCACCAACGAUAAAGUACAAGAAAGAUGUGGGAACGCAAACUCCACCUUCAUUGUUGUAUAUGGCUUUUGCGGAAGAAACUAAAAAGGAGGUGGAUCGUCUAACGCCACCGUCAGGAGGUCGUCGAAAUUCGGCCACCGACUGGAUGCAAAUGGGAUGCGAUCUUCGUCACAUAGCCGACGGCCUACGGUUAUCCAACGAAUCGCUGAACACGUCCAGCUCCAGUACCAAUGCCAGCCAAACGUCCAACAUAUCAUCUACUUCCAGCUACUUUUAUAUACCCAACUUGGUUCAUCAUUACCAAAGAAGAAGAUCACUUCCCGAUGCCUCCACUUGGAUGUUAAGACGUCCCUAAUUGUUUUUCUAAUCAAUUAAUUAAUGUUGCUUUCUCGAUUAUUUUGUUGUGUAUAUUUUUUUGUAAUUAUUAAUUGGGUAUUUACUAUAAUAAAUAAUUUCAAACCCUA
Onthophagus taurus is the source of this 875-nucleotide messenger RNA. RefSeq lists its product as uncharacterized. The record is from RefSeq and is a predicted model, not a curated record. NCBI's taxonomy places the organism in Eukaryota, Metazoa, Arthropoda, Insecta, Coleoptera, Scarabaeidae.